This is a messenger RNA of Conger conger (European conger), 2175 nucleotides long. RefSeq names its product MAPK associated protein 1 (gene mapkap1). Gene Ontology annotation, biological process: TORC2 signaling. Gene Ontology annotation, molecular function: phosphatidylinositol-4,5-bisphosphate binding. NCBI's taxonomy places the organism in Eukaryota, Metazoa, Chordata, Actinopteri, Anguilliformes, Congridae. The record is from RefSeq and is a predicted model, not a curated record. The transcript is spliced from 12 exons. Gene Ontology annotation, cellular component: TORC2 complex; plasma membrane; cytoplasm. The coding region runs from base 458 to 2041 and encodes 527 amino acids.
CCAGUAAUAGCUGCUGCUGGAUCUAAGAAGGAAUAUAUUUUCAUGGAGUUUAUUGUUUAUUUCCUAACUGUAUAGCUGUUUCACAAACGUAAGUGAAAUGACACACUGUGCUUGGGAAUAUGAACAGCGGAUCCUGCAUCUCCUGAAUAUAUCGUUUCUCGGAUCAGAAAUGCAUAAAGGACGGCACCAAUGGUCCAACAUGGAGACCAGGAAAUAAUACCCACAGAAGGCAAAGAAGACUUCUCCCUGAUUCCUACUGGGAGUGAGAGAGUGACUGACAGGGAGGGGAAAAAAGUGGGAGCGAGUGUGAGAGGGGAAGGGGAAAACGAGAGGGUUAGAGGGCAAGGUAGAGAAAGAGGAGAGAAGGGAAGAAGAGGAAUAGGAGGAAGAAAACAACAGAUUGAGAGAGAUUGAUUUGGGGAAAUAAAGAGAGGGGAAAAGGAGACCAAGAGACGGAAUGGCAUUCCUGGACAACCCCACCAUCAUCCUGGCCCAUAUCCGGCAGUCCCACGUGACCAGUGAUGACACGGGCAUGUGCGAGAUGGUCCUGAUCGACCACGAUGUCGACCUGGAGCGGUGCCUGCAGUCUUCUGCACCGGGGGGUGGGGGGGGCCUGUCCGGGCCGGGUUCCCUAGGAGACGGCAGCACCGGGGAGACCCAGGGCUGCGACCUAUCCCAGUCUGUCGACAUAACUUCCAGCUGGGACUUUGGUAUCCGCCGGAGAUCCAACACAGCCCAAAAGCUGGAGAGACUGAGGAAGGAACGUCAGAAUCAGAUCAAGUGCAAAAAUGUCCAGUGGAAGGAGAGAAGUUCUUCACAGUCAGCGGAAGACAUGAGCUCCCUGUUCGAGAAGAAGGAUUUUCGGGACCGGCCUCGGAGCGUGGGCCUGCAGUCCACCCUUUCCCUGCGGCUGGAGCAGUGCCCCCAGCAGCUCAACAACCCUUUCAACGAGUACUCCAAAUUCGAUGGCAAGGGCCACAUAGGUACUACCGCAACCAAAAAAAUCGACGUCUACCUCUCCAUGCAGUCGGGGCAAGAGAAGCUGCACCCCAUGACGGUGGUCACCAUGGCUACCGCCCGAGUUCACGACCUCAUUGGCCUCAUCUGCUGGCAGUACACCAGCGAGAGCCGGGAGCCCAAACUCAAUGAAAACGUCAGUGCAUACUGUCUGCACAUUGCUGAGGAUGAUGGGGAGGUGGACACGGACUUCCCCCCGCUGGAUUCUAACGAGCCCAUUCACAAGUUUGGCUUCAGCACCCUGGCCCUGGUGGAGAAGUACACGUCUCCAGGCCUGGCGUCCAAGCAGUCGCUCUUCGUCAGAAUAAACGCUGCUCACGGUUUCUCGCUCAUCCCGGUCGACAGCAUGAAGGUGACCAUGAAGGAGAUCCUGCAGAAAGCACUCAAGAAGAGGAAGGGCUCGCAGAAGGGCUCAGGCCCUCAGUACCGGCUGGAGAGGCAGACAGAACCCAACGUGGCUGUGGAUCUGGACUGCACUCUGGAGAGCCAGAACACGCUGGAGUUCUGUCUGGUCCGAGAAAACAGCUCCAGAGGAGAGGAGAGCUCAGAAGAAGACCCGCCCAUCGACAUCACUACAGUGCAAGACAUGCUGAGCAGCCACCACUACAAAUCCUUCAAGAUCAGCAUGAUCCACAAACUCCGCUUCACCACCGACGUCCAGCUCGGGAUCUCUGGGGAGAAGGUGGAGAUCGACCCUGUCACGAACCAGAAGGCCAGCACUAAGUUCUGGAUCCGGCAGAAGCCCAUUUCCAUCGACUCAGAUCUCCUGUGUGCCUGCGAUCUGGUGGAGGAGAAGAGUCCAAGUCAUGCUAUAUUCAAGGUGACGUAUCUCAGCAAUCACGACUACAAGCCCCUGUACUUUGAGUCUGAUGCUGCCACAGUCAAUGAGAUCGUACUUAAGGUGAACUACAUUCUGGAGUCGCGGGCGAGCACCACCCGGGCGGACUACUUCGCCCAGAAGCAGCGCAAGCUCAGCCGCCGCACGAGCUUCAGCUUCCAGAAGGACAAGAAGUGCAGCCAGUAACUGUCCCCCCUCUGUGGACCAACGGACGCCCGCGCUCCGCCAGACGGACGGACGCGUGGGGAGAUGGAGGAGGCGGGGCCUGGAGAGGGGGGACGAGGAUAGACGCUGAGAACGCCACGCCGCCCCCCCCCCCC